UUGGACCUGUGUGCCUUACUUCUCAUUAGGUCUAUGUAGGACUGGAUGGCACACCUGUACCUGGUUUUUGUUUUAAAUGUAAUUAAAUUUUAUUAAAUUAAAAUAUCAAAAUAUCAGUUAUUUUUAUUCUUUUCACAGUGUGACAAUGCUUCUGUUAUUACAAUCAUAAUCACAUACAAUCAUAUGCAACCGUAUACAUCAAUGUAAUCUUUUCAUAUCAUUGUGUUACUGCUCAGAUAAAUCAAGUCAGUUUUUGGUAUACUGAGAAGUUUGUACUAUUAUUACACUUCUUUUUAGGCUGUGUUGGAUUUUUUUAUCUAUUGCGUAUCUGCAUUUCUCUUUUCUGCCAUAUAAUUGUCACUUCUAAUCUUAUCAUACUCUUUAUUCUCUUGUAUUUUACUACAUCUUUCUUAAAUAUUCUUUCCUUUUAUCUUUUCUAUUCCAUUUUUAAUUAGCAGAGUCCAUCAUUUCUUUUAAUUUGAUUAGCAAUCCUUUAGUGUUGAUAUCAAAUACAUGUUUUUCUUGGGGGUAUCAGUCAGUACAUUUUCUUUCCAGUUACCUUAACUUUGAUAAUAGUCUUGUUGUGUAGGACUUUAGAACUGGAAAAAUACAGAGUUGCAUGAGCCCAUUAGGCUUGUUGUGCUCUGUAAAGGUGAAUGUAGUUUGAUGUUUCUUGAUGUGAUUUCAAACACAAGACAGAACUUUUCUGAUACUACCCUAAGCUUUACUUUUUCAAUUUGUAGUGUGACACCAUACUUUUUAGUGCAUCUUUUUAGCAGCUGCCAGUUGUGGUUUAUUUAGAAACUUACAGGGUUGGAAAGGACUCGGAUGAUUCCUGAUGCCCUAAAAAGGGAGCGCAAGGCCCCUACAAAGUGAGGAGGAAGAUUGAAAGUGUAAUUGAUGGGGAGACAGUGGUCACAAAGAUUGUUUGGUCAAUUUGUGAUCUCAAAAAAAAAAAAAAAAAAAGGCCAAAGUUGUUAAGCAAUUAAUUCUGGGGGUGGGGUGAAAAAUAGUUGUGGAUUUUAAUAAUUUGUUUCUUGAUAUAACUUCAAAGGACAUAUCGCACUUGCAUAGGAACAUUAUUCAUUGUAUUUUUUACUGAUCAAAGAUGCUUAAGCUACUUAAACAAAAUUAUUGUCUUACAGGUAAUGAUAUCUGUCUUCGCUAUUCUGCCUUUAAGAUAGGAUUUGCUAGAAAUUUGGGGCAGAACUUCUGUUUUGCUACCCAGACUCCUCUUAAAAGUAUAUGAAUAGUUCACCUCUGAAUAUUAUUAAAAUGUCUUUUUUUUUUAAAAAAUCCUUGCAACUGUAAGCAGGGUUCUGCUUAUAUAUUGCACAGAAGCCAUUCACAUAUUAAACAAAAGCCAUUUCCAGGCUGUCUUUGCUUAAGGCAGUUGUAGCCUCUGUAGCUAGUACAAACAACUAAUUAAAUUUCAUAAGCACCCAAGACAAGGAAAAGGUAAAAAAAGAAGAAGAAAUAGUUUUUUCAAAAACACCCCACUGUUCCCAGAGGAUAAAUGAUUUGUUGUUUCUUGAUUGUAUUUCUUUACUUGGGCUUCAUAGGGACAAAAAAAGAACAAGACUUCUCAUAAAACAACACAGAAAGCUUCUGUCUGGAAAGGACUUGAUAGUUAAGGGAAAAAAUAGCUCUAAACUAGGUAUGUUGGUCUAUUUAUAAAGGUCAGAACUGAUGCUUGGGAAUAUGCUGCAAAUCAGAACCUCUGCUCCCCCCCCCCCCCCCUUGGACUAUAAUGGAGGGGAAAGUUCGAGUCGCAGCGUGGAGAAGCGGGCAGCUGAGGAAGAAGCUGAAGACUUCUCAACAAAGCCAGCUCCUGCCAAAAUGUCCAAGUUUGGGUUUGCAAUUGGCACACAGAUUGCAAAGAAACCACCUGCAAUAUCCAUCAAACUUGGAGCAAAUAAGCCUAAAGAGCCUACUCCCACAUUAGCUCCAAAAACACUUUCUGUAGCAGCAGUCUUCAAUGAAGAUGACGAUAGUGAGCCUGAAGAGAUGCCUCCAGAAGCUAAAAUGCGUAUGAAAAACAUUGGAAGGGAUACGCCAACUUCAGCAGGACCAAAUUCUUUCAACAAAGGAAAGCAUGGGUUUUCGGACAACCAGAAGUUAUGGGAAAGGAACAUGAAAUCCCACCUUGGAAAUGUCCGUGAACAAGAUGAUGAUUAGUUCUGUACUGAGAUCUAUGGUGUUGGGGAAACCAGGAGGGUAUGAUAUUAAAGGAACAGUUUCCUUUUUUAGAGUGGUCUAAGGCUAUUUUGGGUACCACUUUUAAAAGUUUCAAGUGGUGCACAAAAAUGAGUUUAAAAGUAGAGGUAAUUUAUGUUUUGUAUACAGAUUUCAAAGCAUUUGCUAAUUUUGUAGCUUUGUGCGUUUAAUUUCACAAGGUUAUGUAAAAUAAAGACAUUGGAAGUGGUACCUUUUUAAAGAAUUUUCUUUUACAACUAUGCUUAUAAUGAAGACAGAGAAAAGGUUACUGUCUCUUUAAUCAGUUUUAGUUAAAAGCUGCUGCACUCAACUUUCCAGCUCCUCCUCUGUAAUAAGUGAGUUGCUUGUCUCCUUAAGGCUAUUUUCAUAGAGGGAGAACACUGUGUAUAAGUCAAGUCUUACUAGACUACUUCCAAUUCUAGUCAGCAUAAAACCUGUAAACUAGACUACUGUAAAAUCAUUUAGUACAUUUAAGCCUUCAUAAUCUAAAAACUUCUGGCUGUGGUAUUUUAGCUCUAUAAUCCUGUUUUCAAAAUUUGUGUAACCUCUGUAGCCUGUUUCACUCCUAGAGGUGGGUCUUGCAUAUGUAUCAAUAUUAGAAAAGAGCAAAGAUUCAUAACAAAGGUAAAUCAGUAUUUUUGAUGUUUUUGUAAUCAAGAGUCUGUCUUGAUGAUUGUUUGUUAAUGUUAUUUUGUCCGUUUGCAACAGAUUCAUGCAGUGAUCAUCAGCACACAAAGACAUUACCAAAAGAAUAACUUAUCAUGUUUUACUUCGGUUUCACUAUACUCUGUAACUCUUUAAGAGGAAUCGAAGCUGCAUACAAAUAGACAUGUAAUUGUUUACUGGGGUGCAAAAAUUAGAAUUGUGCUUCCAUAUUUUGAUAGUUUGAAAUUUUACUUUAGAUGCUAGCCUCACCUUUUCCUUAUAUUUUAAAGUAAGAUGCUGUCAGAUUUAAAGGAAACCGUUCAAUACACAUUAGUAUUGCUAUUAAAUAGUUACUGUUAGAUUGUGAGUAACAUUACAUCUUUAAUCCUGGCUAUUUUACACUUAUUGCUGGAAUACUUUUGGUAAUUCCCUCUUUUAGAAGCAGGGUUUAUGGCAGAGGGUGUCAAAUCUAUUAGCGCUAAUGUACCUUCAGUCAAUGUCUUUUUAGCAGGAUUUACAUUUAGGUAAUUUUGGGAUUAGGUAGCUCCAACAGCCACUAUUGCCAGAUUUAGUGGAAAUAAAUACACCCAAAAUAGUAUAUGGGCCUAAAUUACUUGAUGGUGUUCGGUAAAACUAUAGCUUUAAAGUAUAUUAUAGAUUUGGUUUGAAUAUUAUGAACAUAUUCAAAGUAAUAUGCCAUCUUUUAUAGUUUAAUUGUGCUAAACUUAGUGUAGUUGGUGAAGACAAAAUGGCCUAGUGAGAGAAUGAUGCUGAGAGAAUGAAGGUAAAAGAAUGAGAAACUCCACUAGAAUAGUUGAGCUGGAUGUAGCUGUUACACAGGGGUAGCACAAGAGACAGAACACAUGUGAUCUGCAUUGCACAAUGAAAUACUGCUGGAUCCGUCCCUUGUGUUGACUCAGUAAAUAUAUUCCCGCUGCACAAUGGAUUAGCGUAAUAAGGCCGUUGGAUUCAGACCAUUACAUCUGAGUUUUCUUCUUACAUUGUAGAUGAUAUGAAUUUAUGUAGACUUCAAUGUUUAAGUUCUAAGCAUUUUUGUAUUUUUAUAUUUGUAUGCAAUUUUUGUUUGCAGUUAAGCCAAUUAUCUUCUCUUUAUUAUAAACAUAAAUGUAAAUCUUA
Messenger RNA from Sceloporus undulatus (fence lizard), 3999 nucleotides. It is a transcript of the gene PCNP, whose product is annotated as PEST proteolytic signal containing nuclear protein. The coding region runs from base 1690 to 2178 and encodes 162 amino acids. Gene Ontology annotation, biological process: proteasome-mediated ubiquitin-dependent protein catabolic process; protein ubiquitination. The transcript is spliced from 5 exons. Gene Ontology annotation, cellular component: nucleus. NCBI's taxonomy places the organism in Eukaryota, Metazoa, Chordata, Lepidosauria, Squamata, Phrynosomatidae. The record is from RefSeq and is a predicted model, not a curated record.